Messenger RNA from Astyanax mexicanus (Mexican tetra), 2307 nucleotides. It is a transcript of the gene vps36, whose product is annotated as vacuolar protein sorting 36 homolog. Gene Ontology annotation, cellular component: late endosome membrane; ESCRT II complex. Gene Ontology annotation, biological process: protein transport to vacuole involved in ubiquitin-dependent protein catabolic process via the multivesicular body sorting pathway. The coding region runs from base 110 to 1258 and encodes 382 amino acids. Lineage: Eukaryota; Metazoa; Chordata; Actinopteri; Characiformes; Acestrorhamphidae. Gene Ontology annotation, molecular function: ubiquitin binding; phosphatidylinositol-3-phosphate binding. The transcript is spliced from 14 exons. The record is from RefSeq and is a predicted model, not a curated record.
GGCACCACACCGGAAGUAAACAUUCACUGGGAAGUGUCACGUACUAAACGUACAGAAUGUAUUAAUUCUGCUUUAAUAAUCCGCCAAAUUAUUCCUUUAUACACUUAAAAUGGAUCGAUUUACGUGGGCUAAUGGGCUUCUCGAAAUGAACGAGACUUUAGUGAUCCAGCAGAGAGGAGUCAGACUGUAUGAUGGAGAUGAGAAGGCAAAGCUUGACGUAGGAGUUGUUCUUCUGAGCACACAUCGUUUACUUUGGAGGGACCAAAAGAAUCAUGAGUGCUGCAUAUGUAUACCACUGUCUCAGAUCAUAUUCUUUGAGGAGCAGGCUGCAGGCAUUGGAAAGAGUGCCAAGAUUGUUAUUCAUCUGCAUGCAGCCCCUGCCAAUAAGGAUCCCGGACCCUACCAGCACAGCAAGUUCUCCUAUAUUAAGCUGUCCUUUAAGGAACAUGGGCAGAUUGAGUUUUACAGGCGGCUGACAGAGGAAAUGACCCAGAAGAGGUGGGAGAAUACACCAGUGUCGCAGCCCAUUGACACCACAGCUGGACCAAAGGCAGGAAGGACACGCGCAGUAGGGAUUGUUGGCAUUGAGCGGAAGCUGGAGGAGAAGCGGAAGGAGACUGAUAAAAACAUUUCAGAGGCCUUUGAAGAUCUCAGCAAGCUUAUGGAGAAGGCCAAAGAGAUGGUUGAGCUGUCCAGAUCCAUCGCCAACAAAAUCAAAGACAAACAGGGCGACAUCACAGAGGAUGAGACUAUCCGCUUCAAGUCCUAUUUGCUGAGCAUGGGUAUCGCCAACCCUGUAACCAGGGAAACGCACGGAUCUGGCACACACUACCACAUGCAGCUCGCUAAACAGCUGGGAGACAUGCUGCAGGCACCACUGGAGGAGCGAGGUGGUAUGAUGGCCCUUACAGAAGUCUACUGUCUGGUGAAUCGAGCCAGAGGCAUGGAGCUUCUCUCUCCAGAGGAUCUAGUGAACGCCUGCAAGAUGUUUGAGUCUCUAAAGCUCCCUCUGAGGUUGCGAGUGUUCGACAGUGGUGUGAUGGUGGUUCAGCUGCAGUCUCACAGUGAAGAGGAGAUGAUUGCGUCUGCUCUCGAUAAUGUGUCUGACAAGGGUUCCUUGACAGCCGAGGAGUUUGCUAAACUUUUAGGACUGUCUGUUCUUCUGGCAAAAGAGAGGCUGCUGCUGGCUGAGAAAAUGGGGCACCUAUGCAGAGACGACUCGGUGGAAGGCCUGCGUUUCUAUCCCAACUUGUUCUGAUGCUUGAGUACGAUGCUUCAUCUGCAGUUUCUACUGUACGACUCUUUCAGGCACCUCUGUACAGAACAGAACACUGCUCGCUCUCGCUGUGUGGCCUGGACUUGUGGGACUCAGAACAACCACCACUAUUCAACCACUGUAUAAUAAUACCAUAAUAAUUAGCUGUUGGUACAGCCUUGUGCAAGUGUUUGGGUACCUAUGGUCAACCGACACUCUAACUCUAUGCUAACUUAAAUAUGACAGUACUCUCUGACAAUAAAAUAUGAAAGAAAGAAAGAAAGAAAUGUCUAAUUUAAGUAUAUAACCUUAGUCAUAUUUUAGAAUGCACUUUAGUGUGUUCUCUGUAGAAAAUGUGAACUUACAUUUAUACAUGUACAGUAUUUUGACAAAGGAUGCCCAAAAGUUUGCACAAGAAUAUAUAUAAAUGUAUAAAAAAAUAUAAAUGUCAUAUCUAUGUUAACUGUAAAAAACACAGUUGCUGAAUAAGGUAGAGUAGGCUGUCCUAAACAGUGUGUCUACAAUCCUAAACAGCUUAGUUGUGGCUGAGGGCCUUGGUUGACAGCGUGAGGUAGUAGACUGAAAGGUUUCUGCUCAGCUCUGCUUAAAGCAGGGAUGCUCAUUCCUGGUCCUGGAUAUUCUACCAUCUUGCCGAGUUCAGCUCCCCCCCCUAAUCUUACACACCUGAUCCAAGUAAUCAAGGCCUUCAGGGACACGAGAACAUUCUAGACUCAGGUUUGUUAGAUAAGAAAUCUUCAUAAUCAUAGAUGAAAGUAUCUAGCUAUUUUUCCCCAAGACUGUUACUGCAUUUGGACUUUAAAGGGCAGCUUAUAUGUUCAAAAGGGUAUCUAAAAUUUUAAAAACACUAUAAAAUACCAUCAACAUGAACAAAUAAAUCAUUUCAUGGUGUAUAAAUUAAGCUGUUCUAGACAAAUGUAUGCAGCUGGAAUUUUUUCAUAAAUGCAGAGAUUAAUGGGCCUGCCACCAUCUGAACUGUCUUCCACCACAGAUAUUCAACAUGUAAUUAAAAACCUUUGGUAUAAAAAUUUCAA